GUCGAUAGUGAAGGGGUUAAAGGCGCGAGACGGCUUAUGAUUGGUCGGCGAGUCCUCAGCCUGACCCUGGUAUAUAACAGUGUAGGAGAAAUUCUUGAACCGUCUCGCGAUGAAGAGCCUUGGGAGCUCACGAAAGGACACUUAAACAUCAAUAUAUUUUGAUGAGGAAAAUGAAGUCAAAAUGGAGCGGAGUAGGACGGGAUCCCUGAGGGUCAGAUGGAUCCACUCUUCAGCGGAAAGGUCACAGAACUCGACUGGAUCCAGAGUUUAUGAGACCAACAUGAGGCUGCUGCGACAGCGGGCAUCGCACAGGUAUCGAGUGGUCCUUCUGGUCGGUUUAGCCUUGGCUUGUCUGGUGAUGGCAUCUCUGAUGCUAAUUGGCACGGGACCGAGUAAACCUGUGGAGUGGCAACAUGUCAGUGCUGAGCACAAACAGAAAGUGCACGAGUACGUGCACAAGGUUCUGGAGGGAGAGUGUCGCCCCAGAGGCUCCAGGCAGAAGCUGCUGGCUUUACUUCCUGCCUCCAGUCAAGCGACGCAGCCUUUCCUGUGGAGAGAGAAGGUCUUCCCCGACAACCUCUUCCAGUACCCUCCGCCGUUUGGCUUCAGAGGGCUGGAGGGUAAAGUGGAAGACCUUCUUGAUCAGCUACCAGCUGAGUCAGAACCAGAGGAGUCGGCGGGAAAAUGUCGCCGUUGCGUGGUCGUGGGAAACGGCGGCGUCCUUAAAGGCCUGGAGCUCGGUCCUCUGAUCAACCGCUUUGACACAAUCAUCAGGUUAAACAGUGGACCUCUGGGGAAGUUUGUCGCUGACGUGGGGAAUCGAACCAGCUUCAGGAUGAGUUACCCGGAGGGCACGCCCAUCCACUGGGGGGACACGGACCCGCACACUCUGUUCGUAGCGGUGGUGUAUAAAAGCGUUGACCUCAGCUGGAUUUCUGCUAUGGUCAACAAGCUCGCCGUGCCUCUGUGGGACUGGUUGUUCUUCUGGCAGAAGGUUCCAAAAGAAAUCCCUCUGGAUCCUCAGAGGUUCCGACUGCUGAACCCGCUGGUCAUCAAAGAGACGGCUCUGGAUCUCCUGAAGUAUCCACUCCCUAGACCUCUGCUGUGGGGCUGGGACCAGAAUGUGCCCACUCUGGGAGUGUCAGCCCUGAAUUUAGCGAGCUUGCUUUGUGACGAGGUCAGCUUGGCCGGUUUUGGCUACAACCUGCCCCACCAGAAUGUCCCGCUCCAUUACUACGACCACCAGUCCAUAGGCGUCAUGCAGAAGCAAACCAUGCAUAAUGUGGACACAGAGACUCAGUUUCUACAGAACCUGGUUAAAGAGCACACCAUCACUGACCUGACGGGAGGAAUCCACUGCAGCUUCUGCUCAAGCUGACCCCGCCCACUCCCCACUGCCUCCACCGCCAAGCUGACGUUUACUCUUUAAUUAAUUUUGUAUCCCACUCUGUAUAUUUAUCUUUUUUAACCUUUUUCACCAAGAUUAAAAAAAAAACUUUAUUUUACUUUCUGCAAACAUUCUUGAAGGAAUCUGGUAUAAAUGAUGGAGCAGAAAGAAAAUAAAGUCCACAUCAGAAAUGCACACUUUUUUAUAUUACUGUAUCAUGUACCAUACAUGUCUGAUAUUCAAUAUGCCGUCUAAAUUAUGUUUUAUCUUUAUUCUCUGAAUGUAAAGAUCUAUGAGCCAAGCUACAUUUCAGCUUACAUCAAGCGCAAAAGAAUUUACAUUUUAAUAUUUUAAACAAGCAUGUUGUUAACUACAGAAAAUGAAUUCAGUUAAAUAGGAGGAAACCGUAAACAAAACACUGUUCUUGUUUGUUUAACAUUUCGGUUGAGUUUGCAAUUAUUGAAGUGAUCAAACUUGAUCCUUAGUUUUUAUUUAUACCUGGUUAAUUUGUUUUUAUUAAUGUACUACUAUUUAUACAGUGCUGACAAAAUUAUUCAUAUUUCAGGCCUGUGAGUAAUUUUGAAUAGUACUCUGCAUCUUGGUUGGCUAUUAUUGUUGUUUUAUACAAUGUGUUAUUUGCAGCUAAAUUUGUAUAUAAUUGUUUCCAAAAUGAGUCAUCUGUGAAAGUCGUAUGAUUUCAAAAAAUACUGAAGUGUGUCAUUUAUUUUUAUUUGAUAAUUGAAGUUAUAAUUGCAGGAACUGUUACUGUUUUAUUUUAUUUAUUUUUUUUUUUUUGCAUUUAUGUUGUACUAAUAAACAGUAAAAUAACAAUGA
Oryzias melastigma (Indian medaka) is the source of this 2221-nucleotide messenger RNA. It is a transcript of the gene st3gal5, whose product is annotated as ST3 beta-galactoside alpha-2,3-sialyltransferase 5. The coding region runs from base 182 to 1378 and encodes 398 amino acids. The record is from RefSeq and is a predicted model, not a curated record. The transcript has 9 exons. Lineage: Eukaryota; Metazoa; Chordata; Actinopteri; Beloniformes; Adrianichthyidae. Gene Ontology annotation, molecular function: lactosylceramide alpha-2,3-sialyltransferase activity.